Messenger RNA from Drosophila busckii, 954 nucleotides. Its product is annotated as protein regulator of cytokinesis 1-like. NCBI's taxonomy places the organism in Eukaryota, Metazoa, Arthropoda, Insecta, Diptera, Drosophilidae. Gene Ontology annotation, biological process: mitotic spindle midzone assembly; microtubule cytoskeleton organization. Gene Ontology annotation, cellular component: mitotic spindle midzone; cytoplasm; spindle. The transcript has a single exon. The record is from RefSeq and is a predicted model, not a curated record. Bases 1 to 954 code for a protein of 317 amino acids. Gene Ontology annotation, molecular function: microtubule binding.
AUGGCCGAAGAGUCCGCGCAGUUAACCGACAUAAAUCUACUCUGCGAUGUUUGGCUGCAAAAGCAGCAACAGUUCGAGUCGGACAUUAAGACGCUGCUAGGGCAGGCAAAUGAAAUGCUGCAGCGGCUGGACCAAGAGUUGCCAGAGCAGGAGCAACAGCAGUCGCGGCUUAAGCUGGAUCAGCUUAUAAUGCACUUGACAGACGAGCUGCAGCGACGUCAGCUGGAGGCCAAGGCGGAUAAGCGACUGCAGGAGUGGCAUCAAUCGCUUGAUAAUAUGCGUCAGAAGAUUAACGCCAUCUGGCAGCGUCUGGGCACACUGGGUCUGAGCAAUCCCUGCGAGGAUGCCUCCUUCCAGGUGCAGAACUACACCCAGAAGAGCUUUGAGCUGUUGUGCCAGCAGCUGCAUCAGUGUGAGUCGCUGCGUCGCCAGCACCUGGUCACGCUCAUCGAGCAGGUGCGCCGGGAUAUCCAGAAGUGGUGCGAUCUGACGCUGCAAUAUCCUUCAGCCUGGAGCUGUCAGAGCGAGUGCUGCACCGAGGAGCUGUUGGAGCUGCUUGAUCAGAAGCUCCUCGAUCUCAAGGCCUACUACAACAGCAACAAACUCAUCUUUGAGCUCUAUGCCAAGCGCACACAGCUCUGGCUGUUGCGUGAGGCACAAGAGGACAAAUCCAAAGAGCCCAAUCGCUUCCAGAAUCGUGGCGGUCAGCUGUUGCGUGAGGAACGUGAACGCAAAAGCAUUAGCAUGAAACUGCCACAAAUUGAGAAGCAGCUCACGCAACUCGUGCACGAAUACGAGCAGCGCACCCAAAAGCCUUUCAUGGUCUAUGGCGAUCCAUUACUAGAGCGCCUUGCCUCUGACUGGCAGGAGUAUCGCUUGGCCAAGGCAGCGCCGCUGCGACUUAAGGAUAAAGUAUCGCUGCGCAAGACAUUUUCGGUGCCACAAUUUAAUUAA